Molecule: messenger RNA, 3357 nt
Organism: Alexandromys fortis (reed vole)
Lineage: Eukaryota; Metazoa; Chordata; Mammalia; Rodentia; Cricetidae
Gene: Smtnl1
Product: smoothelin like 1
Exons: 6
Coding region: 823-2373 (516 amino acids)
Biological process (GO): actin cytoskeleton organization
Cellular component (GO): microtubule organizing center; filamentous actin
Molecular function (GO): protein binding
Source: RefSeq, a predicted model, not a curated record
ACUUGCUUUGCUCAAAUGUUCGUGAUGCCCGUCUUGUUUUGAAUUAAGUUAUUUUUAAAUCCAAUAAUGCAUUUUAAAAAGACAUUUCAGAUCACUGCUGGAGAUAGAAGCUCAAUAUCACUCACCAGAAAUAGAAGAUAACUGAGAAUCCAUGUCAUGGAAGUGAAGCAGGGUUGUUCAGUUCUAUAGGCUGGUCUGAUUUAGGCUCUAGGGGGUGAGCAGCGAUUGUUCCUUCCUUAUUCCAGAACGAGGGCAAAAAAUUGUGACCACCUCACUGUGCUCAUCAAAACGAGGCAAAAUCAUUGAAAAGGCAGUAUGUGAGCCUGGACGCUUCAUUCAGUGGUAAAGUGACGGCUUGCAUGCGUGAAGCCCUAGGUUUGAUGAUUAAUAACAACAAUAAUAAUGAUAAUAAUAAUAAUAAUGGUCAAGUGUAGUGGUGCGAGCCUGUAGUUCCAGCACUCAGGAGACAGAGGCAGUGGGAUCAGGAGUUCAGGGAAAUCCUCUACUAAAAAGCAAGUUUGAGACCAACCUUGGCUACAUGAGACCCUGCCUCAAAAUAAUAAUAAUAAUAAUAAAGCCAUAGCUUACAGAAGGGUAUUGGAUAAAAACCAUCCAAUAUCAAGUCAAUAUGGCCCCACUUUAGCAAAAGAUCUGUAUGCUUUAUGUUACCACAGGGAGCAUGGGUAUGUGGUAUCAUGCCCAACUAGGAAGGGAAACAGGACAUCAUAUUCCUGACUCCUGAGCCAGGGCACUCAGAGGGCAAGGUCUGCAUCUCAUGCCGGGUGGCGUGUGACCAAGUCUUCAUGUCUUCCCUUUCUAGACAUGGAACAGACAGAAGGAAGUCCCUCUGAGGACAGGAUCACUGUCUCUCCAACUGCUGGGAAUCUUGGGCCACCAGGAAGUCAGAGCACUACAGAGGAGGUGGCUGAAGGCACAGCUGGGACAAGUGUGAAAGAAGGGUCUCCAGGUGAGGCAGGACAGCAGUGUGAAGCCGCAUCUGAGGGUACGGUGUCAGGGCGGCGCCCAGAGGAUGAAAACGGAUCCAAAGAGCUCACGGCAGACACGCAAGAGGAGGCCAGUGGGAAGGAGGGAGCCAAGGCUGAGCUUGCAGAGGAGGAGGGCGGGAAGGAAGAGACCACCACGGCUUCUGAGGGAGAGGCUGGCAAGAAAGAAGAGACAACACCGGAACCCAGUGAGGUUAAAGGGAAAGAGGAGACCACGCCGACCUCGGAGGCGCAGAAAGCUGACGGAAAGGAGGCUGAUCUGGACGCUAAGGACAAAUCGGAUGUGAAUGAUAAAGUCAAGCCUGAACCCAAGGAUGGUGUUGAGGCAGAGGCUACUGUUGAAAAGGCUGAGACGGAAUCUCAGCAGAAGGCUGAUGUAAAAGACCAGGCCAACGCUGAACUUGAGGCAGCUGAUGGGACAGAGACCGGAAGUGACGCAAAGGAGCUGCAGGAGCUGGGGAGUCCCACAGAAGAGCAGGAGCAGGGAAAGGAGAAAGAAUCAGAAGAAAGGGCAGCGGUGAUUCCCAGCUCCCCCGAGGAGUGGCCUGAGAGCCCCACAGAUGAGGGACCCAGCCUCAGCCCAGAUGGCUUGGGUCCAGACUCCACAGCGUCUGGAGAGACCAGUCCUUCGGCCAGUGAGUCUUCACCCAGUGAUGUGCCCCAGAGCCCCACGGAGCCCCCAUCCUCGGUGGAAAAGAAGGAGAGAGCACCAGAACGCAGGGUGUCGGUCCCUACCCGGCCCCGGGGACCCCGUGCACAGAAUCGCAAAGCCAUCGUGGACAAGUUCGGCGGGGCAGCCUCGGGCCCCACUGCACUGUUCCGGAACACAAAGGCAGCCGGGGCAGCCAUUGGUGGUGUUAAGAACAUGCUUUUGGAGUGGUGCCGGGCCAUGACAAGAAACUAUGAGGUGGGCAUGGGCUGGGGAUACAGAAGGGGCAGGGGACACCUUUCUCCAGGGCAAGUGUGCCGCGGAGAAUCUGAGGGUCCAGAUUCCAAAGGAUGGGAAAGGCAAAGCCCAGACCCUCUGGCCCAAGGUCGCUUAGGUCUUUCGUUCCCUGUCCGUCUAUCUCAGCACGUGGACAUCCAGAACUUCUCCUCCAGCUGGAGCAGCGGCAUGGCCUUCUGUGCCCUCAUCCACAAGUUUUUCCCAGACGCCUUCGACUAUGCAGAGCUGGACCCAGCAAAGCGCAGGCACAACUUCACGCUAGCCUUCUCCACUGCAGAGAAACUAGCCGACUGUGCCCAGCUGCUGGAAGUGGAUGACAUGGUGCGGCUAGCCGUGCCCGACUCCAAGUGUGUCUACACCUACAUCCAGGAGCUGUACCGUAGCCUCGUGCAGAAAGGGCUGGUGAAGACGAAAAAGAAAUGAAGGGCAAAGUCGUGCUGGUGGAGGAAGCAAGGUGGGGACAGCCGACAGCCAUGGCCUUGAGGUGCUUCUGAGGUGCUUCACGCCGCCAGGCGCGAAACAGGUGGCUCCAGUCCCGGUGUCAUUAAAAGUGCUUUUGUAAAGUUCCUCUCGUUCCUUGAUGCUCCCCGCACCCCAACGAGCCACACGUGUGUGCAAUAGGCAGCGGCCAAAAAUAAAAAGAAGCCUGCAUUUGGAGCUGUGGGUGGCAGUUUCCCAGCCCCCCCCCUCCACGUCUCCCCCACAGUGGGGGGAUUUCUAGACAGGAAGUAGACCAUCUCUAGAAAUCUCACCCAACUGGGCUGCCGCACCCGGCCAGUAAGUGGCGCUCUCGAGAUGGAUGGCAAUUCUAACUCGAUGGUUUUCAAAUGAAACAAAUCCCUCCCAGUGUGUCUGAAGUUUCCGCCUUGUGUUAACGCCACUGUGUUGAAGCUCAGUGGGUGAGAGAGCACUGGUCUGGCGUCCAUGAAGCUGUGGGUUCAUUCCCUAGCACCAGCGAGGGGAAAUCAGACAGGCUGCCCAGGCUAUAGGAAGAAAUGUGGCCUCUGCUGACUGACAGAUGUCCAUUGGAAGGCGUCCUGAGGAUGGUCCACUCAGGGCCAGCAUUCCUGAUCGUGUGUGGACAAUAGCCACUAGAAGCAGGGUCACACUCUUUAUCAGUCCUCAGCCAGCCCUCCUUCUAAUGAAACAUUUAACCCAAGCAGCUCAGAAGGCAAAAGGUACAGGCCACCAAGCCAGAUGGGUGGCCUUGGUUGAAUCCUUAGGACCUACAUAGUGAAGGAGAAAACUCUCUCCCAAGAAAUGUUCUUGUACCUCUGCUCCCAGGCCUUGGUGUGCUCACCCACCGUACACAAAGACUCAAAAUGAAAAUGCAACAAAAGCUUUAAAAAAAAAAAAAAACCCUUUCCUCUCAUGGAAAACUUAGCUGAACUCUGGGAUUCAUCUGUG